This is a messenger RNA of Erigeron canadensis, 2945 nucleotides long. Its product is annotated as exocyst complex component SEC15B. Gene Ontology annotation, biological process: Golgi to plasma membrane transport; exocytosis; intracellular protein transport. The transcript has 2 exons. NCBI's taxonomy places the organism in Eukaryota, Viridiplantae, Streptophyta, Magnoliopsida, Asterales, Asteraceae. The record is from RefSeq and is a predicted model, not a curated record. The coding region runs from base 196 to 2628 and encodes 810 amino acids. Gene Ontology annotation, cellular component: exocyst; membrane.
CUUAAUUUUCCAUAUCCAAAAGCAAGCGAAAUUUCGCGAUAACCGCCAAUAACACGACGUUGUUUGCAUCCGGAUCUGACCAACUCUAACUUCAUUAUCACCUGCUCCCCAAAUCCCCCUAUAUCUAUCUAUAUCUAUCUCCGAAAUAUCUUCCGUCUAUAUCGACUCGUUUCCGUCCCUAAAAAUUCAAGCAAGAUGAAUUCAUCUUCAAAAAGUCGCCGGAAAAUCCCAAACACGUCAACAGAAAACGGCGAUUCUGGCGACAAGCUCGAUCAACUUCUGUUAUCCUCCGCCAUCACCAACGGCGAAGACUUAUCUCCGUUUAUCCGGAAAACCUUCGCUACAGGUAAACCAGAAACCUUACUUCAUCACUUGCGUCAUUUCUGUAGAUCUAAAGAAUCUGAAAUAGAAGAAGUAUGUAAAAUUCAUUAUCAGGAUUUUAUCAUGGCCGUAGAUGAUCUCAGAUCACUUUUAUCUGGUGUAGAGUUGCUUAAAUCUAGUAUAUCCAAUUCUAAUCAACAGUUACAGUCUGUUGCUGUUCCGUUACUUACGUCGCUUGAUUCGUUUAUUGAAUCUAGAAAUAAGUGUCAAAAUAUAUCCCUAGCGAUCGAUUCAUUGCGAAUUUGUGUUAGUUUGAUGGAGUUAUGUAAACGUGUGAAUUUUCAUUUGUCGAAUAAUAACUUUUAUAUGGCGUUGAAAUGUAUUGAUUCAAUUGAGAGAGAUUAUAUUAGUAAGACGCCUUCGUCUACACUUAGAAGAAUGUUGGAGAAGAAUAUACCGGCAAUCAGAGCGUAUGUUGAACGGAGGAUUGCUAAGGAGUUUGGUGAUUGGUUAGUUGAGAUCCGUACGGUUAGUCGGAACUUAGGACAAGUUGCGAUUGGACAAGCGUCGGCUGGUCGCCAGAGAGAGGAAGAGUUAAGGAUCAGGCAACGGCAAGCUGAGGAACAGAGUAGGCUUAGUGUGAGAGAUACGGUUUAUGCACUUGAAGAAGAGGAUGAUGAUGGUUACUCUGUUGGUGAUGUAGGGAAUGAUGUGUAUGGUAAUGGCGGUAGUGUUAAUAAUGGUAAUGGCGGUUUAGGUUUCGAUCUUACCCCGUUGUAUAGAUCUUAUCAUAUUCAUCAGACUUUAGGGCUUGAGGACGGGUUUAAGAAGUAUUAUUUUGAGAACCGGAAGCUUCAGUUGACGUCGGAUUUUCAGGUUUCGUCUAUGACACCGUUUCUGGAAUCUCAUCAGACGUUUUUUGCUCAGAUUGCCGGGUUUUUUAUUGUUGAAGAUCGGGUUUUGAGGACUGGUGGUGGAUUGAUCAAUAAAAUGGAAGUAGAAAAUUUGUGGGAUACUGCUGUUAGUAAAAUGUGUUCUGUGUUAGAAGACCAGUUUUCAAGGAUGAGAACAGCUAAUCAUUUGUUGUUGAUCAAGGAUUAUGUGAGUUUGCUUGGUGUUACACUGAGAAGGUAUGGGUACUCGGUUGAUGCUUUGCUUGAUGUGUUGAAUAAGCAUAGGGAUAAGUAUCAUGAGUUAUUGCUAUCUGAUUGUCGUAAACAAAUUGCUGAAGCUCUUGCUGCAGAUAAAUUUGAGCAGAUGUGGAUGAAUAAGGAGUAUGAGUAUUCCAUGAACGUGCUUUCGUUCCAGAUACAGACUUCUGAUAUUGUGCCAGCGUUUCCUUAUAUUGCCCCAUUUUCGUCCACCGUGCCUGAUUGUUGUCGAAUAGUGAGGUCUUUUAUUGAGGAUUCAGUUAGUUUCAUGUCUCAUGGUGGACAGCUUGAUUUUUAUGAUGUCGUGAAGAAGUACUUGGACCGGCUUUUGACUGAAGUCCUGGAUGAUGCCCUUUUAAAGCUUAUUGGCACCUCAAUCAGUGGGGUCAAUCAAGCAAUGGUUGUUGCAGCUAAUAUGGCUGUUCUUGAACGAGCUUGUGAUUUCUUUUUUCGUCAUGCUGCAAAGCUUUCUGGGAUCCCCUUAAGGAUGGUGGAAAGGAGCAGGCGGAAGUUCCCCUUGACCAAAGCUCGCGAUGCAGCCGAAGAAAUGCUCUGUAGCUUGCUUAAGAAGAAGGUUGAUGGCUUUAUGACGUUGAUUGAGAACGUGAAUUGGAUGACUGAUGAGCCGCCUCAGACAGAAAAUGAAUAUGUGAAUGAAGUGAUUAUAUUUUUAGAAACUCUUCUUUCUACCGCACAGCAGAUAUUACCUGGUGAGGUCCUUAAACGGGUGUUGCAAGAUGUUCUUGCUCACAUUUCUGAAACAAUUGUUAACUUCUUAGUUAGUGAAUCCGUGAAAAGGUUCAGUUUGAAUGCUGUAAUGGGAAUUGAUGUGGAUGUCAAGUUGUUAGAAUCAUUUGCUGAAAACCAAGCUUCUCUUGUAUCCGAAGAAGAGGCUGUUCAGUUGAAAAAAGCACUUGUUGAGGCGAGGCAGUUAGUUAAUUUGCUACUCAGCAAUAACCCAGAGAACUUUUUGAAUCCAGUAAUCAGGGAGAGAAGUUACAAUGCUCUGGAUUACAGAAAAGUAGGAAUUAUUUCAGAGAAACUAAAGGAUCCUACUGAGCGGCUGUUUGGAACUUUUGGAUCAAGGGGAGCGAAGCAAAAUCCAAAGAAAAAAUCCCUAGACUCUUUAAUCAAGAGGCUUAAGGAUGUGAACUGACACCUUCAAGACUUGGUUGCUUCCAGAUUCCAGGUGUUGUUUACUUGUAUUGAGCUGAAGAAAUUGGACAAAAGGCAUGUUUAAAGCUGGUGUUGGUGUCGUUGAACAUACAGUUGAUGCUUGAUCAAUUCAAGAAUACCUCGUAGUUGUCGUGUUUGUGUAAUUCAUGUUGAUUAAUUUUGUUUUUUUUUUUUUCUUUUUGGACAUCACCACCGUGGCUCCACUAUGAGAUGCGGUGAUAUGAGAUUGUAUAUAAAAUUAAAUAACCAUCUGUGUAAAAUUCUUUAUUCUUAUAUGCAUCAAGUGAUUUUCGAUUA